Messenger RNA from Tripterygium wilfordii, 3053 nucleotides. RefSeq names its product probable beta-D-xylosidase 5. The record is from RefSeq and is a predicted model, not a curated record. NCBI's taxonomy places the organism in Eukaryota, Viridiplantae, Streptophyta, Magnoliopsida, Celastrales, Celastraceae. Gene Ontology annotation, molecular function: xylan 1,4-beta-xylosidase activity; alpha-L-arabinofuranosidase activity. Gene Ontology annotation, biological process: arabinan catabolic process; xylan catabolic process. Bases 490 to 2892 code for a protein of 800 amino acids. Gene Ontology annotation, cellular component: plant-type cell wall. The transcript has 8 exons.
UUAAAGAAUGACAUACAAAAGCCAUCCCCAGAGAUUUGGCAUAAUCUCUCCUGUGGUAACUGGUAACUGUCCUUCUCAUGUCUGCUAAAUGGGCUUGUGGUAUCAACCUCUGCUAUUAUUAAUCCUUCUACUAUUGUCAACAUAAUUCUCUGUCAUAGAAGUAUAGAAAACAUAAUAAUUUGGUCAGGGGUGAUUGUAGUAUUAGCCUGGAAGGGACACCAUACACCUACUAUAUAUUCUUUGAUAUCUAAAUUCCAACACCCACAGAUUAGUUCAAACUAAGAUUUCUCUCUUUCAAACCAAAUAUGAGAGGGAGAUUUCAACAGCAAGCCUUUGCCUACAUUUAGCAGAAUGCAACCCAUCCAUGGAUAUAUCAACCCUGAACUAAAAAUAACCUUCGGACAUUUCUUCUUAUCGCAUUCGUGUCAAAAAUAGCAUAUAUGCCACAGUCAGUGCAGUUAUAAAUGUCAAUUACAGAAAUAAAAAACAAUGGCAGGAGUCAGACUCACAUUUGUUCUUCUAAUUGCCUUCCUAGCCAUUUCCAUUGCUUCAGCUGGAUACCAAAAGAAAGGAGGUUCAGUCUCUGCUGAUGAAGGUCCUAUUAACAAUCACACCCAUGUAUGCCAUCCUGCAAGAUUUGCUGAGCUAGGUCUAAAUAUGGCAGACUUCCUCUACUGCGAUAAGUCUCUGCCAUUCGAGGUCAGGGCUAAGGACUUAGUGGACCGAAUGACAUUGUCCGAGAAGGUACAGCAGAUGGGAAAUAAAGCCACUGGCGCUCCGAGGAUAGGACUGCUAAAGUACGAAUGGUGGUCGGAAGCACUUCAUGGUAUCUCCAAUGUUGGCCCUGGUACCUUCUUUGAUGAUACAGUUCUUGGUGCUACAAGCUUCCCCACCAUCAUCCUCUCAGCUGCUUCUUUCAAUCAGUCUCUCUGGAAAUCCAUUGGCCAGGCUGUUUCAACAGAAGGAAGAGCAAUGUACAACAUGGGGAGGGCAGGACUGACAUUUUGGAGUCCAACUAUCAACGUAGCGAGAGACCCAAGAUGGGGAAGAAUUACUGAGACACCAGGAGAAGAUCCUUAUGUAGUUGGAGCAUAUGCUACCAGCUAUGUAAGAGGAUUGCAAGAUGUAGAAGGAAUUGAGAGCACAAGAGAUUUGAAUUCCAGACCUCUUAAAGUUUCUUCCUGUUGCAAGCAUUAUGCCGCCUAUGAUGUUGAUAACUGGCAGGGAGCUGAUCGCUACCAUUUUGAUGCAAAGGUGACUGAGCAAGAUAUGUUGGAGACAUUUCUUAGACCAUUUGAGAUGUGUGUUAAGGACGGUGAUGUAAGUAGUGUUAUGUGCUCUUACAAUCGUGUCAAUGGUAUUCCUACUUGCGCUGACACAAAUCUCCUCAAGAACACUAUAAGAGGAGAUUGGAAUCUUCAUGGGUACAUAGUUGCAGACUGUGAUUCAAUUGAGGUUAUGGUUGACGACCACAAAUUUCUAAAUGACACAAAAGAAGAUGCUGUUGCAAGAGUUCUAAAAGCAGGGUUGGAUCUUGACUGUGGAGAUUACUACACUAAGGCUCUUGGCAACUCCGUAAACCAAGGGAAAGUGAAGGAGGCUGACAUUGAUAAGUCACUCAAGUACCUUUAUGUGGUGCUUAUGAGGCUUGGAUUCUUUGAUGGGAGUGCAUACUUUGAAACACUUGGAAAGAAGGAUGUUUGCUCUGACGAGCACUUAGAGUUAGCAGCUGAAGCAGCUAGAGAAGGAAUAGUUCUUCUAAAAAAUGAAAAUAAUGCCCUCCCUUUGAAGGCAUCUGAGAUCAAGAAACUAGCCAUAGUUGGGCCUCAUGCAAAUGCGACUUCUGCAAUGAUUGGAAAUUAUGCAGGUAUUCCUUGUCGGUAUGUUUCUCCAAUCAAUGGCUUCACUAAAUUUGGAGAGGUGAUAUAUGAAAGGGGAUGUGACGGGGUUGCAUGCAAGAAUCAAAGCUUGAUUUUACCAGCCAUUGAAGCUGCAAAGAAUGCUGAUGCUACCAUUCUUUUUGUGGGUUUGGACUUGUCAGUUGAGGCUGAAAGCUUGGAUAGAAAUGAUCUUCUACUUCCAGGUUACCAAACUCAACUGAUCAACAAAGUUGCAGAAAGCUCACAAGGUCCUCUAGUUCUUGUCAUUAUGUCAGCGGGAGGCAUUGACAUCACCUUUGCCAAGAACAAUCCUAAAAUUCAAGCCAUUUUAUGGGCCGGAUAUCCCGGUGAAGAAGGUGGUCGAGCCAUCACAGAUGUUGUUUUUGGAAACUAUAAUCCUGGAGGAAGAUUACCUAUUACAUGGUAUGAAGCCAAUUACGUCUCCAAGCUACCAUUGACAUCAAUGCCAUUAAGACCUGUGGAUAGUUUAGGUUAUCCUGGAAGAACCUACAAGUUCUUCAAUGGCUCAACUGUCUACCCGUUCGGCUAUGGCCUUAGCUACACUAACUUCACCUACAAGCUAACAUUCCCAGCAAGGCCACUCCAAGUCAAACUAAACAAGUUCCAGCAUUGCCACAACCUGAACUACAAAGACAAUACUAACACUCAAACAUGCCCAUCAGUUGUAAUUGAUGACUUGAAAUGUGGGUAUCAAUUCGGGUUCGAAAUUUUGGUCCAAAAUGUUGGAAACAAGGAUGGAAGUGAAGUUGUCUUGGUUUACUCCAAGCCUCCAGAGGGAAUUGUUGGGACUCAUUCCAGGCAAUUGAUUGGAUUUCAAAGAGUAUUUGUGAAAUCAGGAGGAAUCCAAACAGUGAAGUUUGCAUUUGAUGCUUGUAAGAGCUUAAACAUCAUUGAUGGUUCAGGCUACAACUUAUUGCCUUCUGGUGGACACAAGAUAAUAAUAGGAGAUGAUGAAAUCUCAUUUCCUAUUGAAGUUGGCUAUUCUAGGUAGUGGGUUAUAAUACCCUAUUUUCUCUCCUUUCUUGUUUCUUUCAUACAUUCUUUGAAGGAAUUUGGUAUAAGGAUUGACAUGGCAAGAGUCCAAUGAGAUGUUCUCUCUAUUGAUUCUUCUUAAUAUCUCUACCUAUUCAUGGCUUGUAUUUUAGUUUUAGU